Molecule: messenger RNA, 1997 nt
Organism: Myotis daubentonii (Daubenton's bat)
Lineage: Eukaryota; Metazoa; Chordata; Mammalia; Chiroptera; Vespertilionidae
Gene: PLPPR1
Product: phospholipid phosphatase related 1
Biological process (GO): phospholipid dephosphorylation; signal transduction; phospholipid metabolic process
Cellular component (GO): plasma membrane
Molecular function (GO): phosphatidate phosphatase activity
Source: RefSeq, a predicted model, not a curated record
AGCCUGGACAGUUGUCGACGGUGCAGCCUUGCUUCAUGGUGUAAGAAAUGGCUGUAGGAAACAACACUCAGCGAAGUUAUUCCAUCAUCCCAUGUUUUAUAUUUGUUGAGCUUGUCAUCAUGGCCGGGACAGUGCUGCUUGCCUACUACUUCGAAUGCACUGACACUUUUCAGGUGCACAUCCAAGGGUUCUUCUGCCAGGAUGGAGACUUAAUGAAGCCUUACCCGGGGACGGAGGAGGAAAGCUUCAUCACCCCUCUGGUGCUCUAUUGUGUGCUGGCUGCCACCCCGACUGCUAUUAUUUUUAUUGGUGAGAUAUCCAUGUAUUUCAUCAAGUCAACCCGAGAAUCUCUGAUUGCCCAGGAGAAAACAAUUCUAACCGGAGAAUGCUGUUACCUGAACCCCUUACUCCGAAGGAUCGUAAGAUUCAUAGGGGUAUUUGCGUUUGGGCUUUUUGCUACUGACAUUUUUGUAAACGCCGGACAAGUAGUCACUGGGCACCUAACGCCAUACUUCUUGACGGUGUGCAAGCCGAACUACACCAGUACGGACUGCCGAGCCCACCACCAGUUCAUAAACAAUGGGAACAUUUGUACCGGGGACCUGGAAGUGAUCGAAAAGGCUCGGAGAUCCUUUCCUUCCAAACACGCUGCCCUGAGCGUUUACUCCGCCUUAUAUGCCACGAUGUACAUCACAAGCACAAUCAAGACGAAGAGCAGCCGACUGGCCAAGCCCGUGCUGUGCCUCGGGACCCUGUGCAUGGCCUUCCUGACGGGCCUCAACCGGGUCUCUGAAUACAGGAACCACUGCUCCGAUGUGAUCGCGGGCUUCAUUCUGGGCACUGCGGUAGCCCUGUUUCUGGGAAUGUGUGUGGUCCAUAACUUUAAAGGAACACAAGGAUCUCCUUCCAAACCCAAACCCGAGGAUCCCCGUGGAGUGCCCCUAAUGGCUUUCCCAAGGAUAGAGAGCCCUCUGGAAACCUUAAGUGCACAGAAUCACUCUGCCUCCAUGACCGAAGUUACCUGAGACGGCUGAUGUGUCACAAGCUGGUUUGUGUUUUUUUUAAUCACCCUCUAAUUCAAUACUUCAAGACACACAGUUACUCAAUGUCAAACUGUGAAGACAAGUAUUAUGUUUAUCUAGUUAGAGGCUAAUGUUUUGUACAUUUUUGUAUGAGGAAGUGAUGUAGCUUGCCCUGAUUUUUUUUUUUUUUUUUUUUUUGGUCAGCUUUAAUAUAUUUAUGCCAGAAUUUCAAACCAACAAAAUUUUCUUCUUGUUCAAGUGUGCAUUGAAGAACCACAUUUAUUCAAUGAUUGAUGUUGUUUUGUGAUAUUUGUACACAGAUCUUUUCUCAGUUUUAUAGACACAGAAAUAAAAUUAAUAUUAACAAUUCACUUUAACCGGUUAUCAUCACAGUUGCUGCCUCCUCCAGAAUUUUUGAAUAUUAAUGAAAGUUAACUUUUGAGUUGCAGGGUGGACAGUGUUGGAUAAUGGCAAAUGUCAAAAUCAAAUUGUACAGAAAGAAAUAUUACUUUCAAAAAGAGCUUGGUGUUCUGAUCUCUUCAUAUGUCAUUGCAUUCUAAGUUAAAGUAAUAUAUUAAUGAAGUCACCUCGUUACACAAACAAUUGGCAGAAAAAUCCUGAAUUUGAGGGGUAUUGAGAUUAUAUGAUUCUUUCUUAGACAAUGGUCUCUCCCAUCUACGAAACUCAAGAUGAUUCUGGAAUUAUGCCCUUGGGUAGGCAUGUGACCCUAGCUUUCUUUCAAAAGCAGCCAGCACCAGCCUCCCCUGUCAACUCAAUAGUUUUGUAUAUCAUAUUGUAUGGACUUUAUAUGAAAAUGAAUAUUUUACAGUUUGCACAGUAUUAUUUUACAGAAAGGUUAUUAUCAGAGCAUCUACAACCCAGAGCCCAGAGCAACAGCUUGAUUUUGUGGCUUUUAAUUGUUCUAGAAUUUUAACUGCAUCUCAUUUUUCUAGCAUGGUGAUAACCGAUGUGACA